UUAUAAUAAGCUCCGCGUAAUUCUCGCGUGUUCAAAUUCGAAGAAAGGGAAAAGAUUUCAAUGUUUUGACAGAACAGAUUUAUGAAGAAGGUUCGGUUCCGUCGAAGUAAUUGAAAGUUGAGAGCUUCGGAAAAUUUUCGCCGUCGCCUUUUCAGCCCAACCAGUUUGAAAUUUUUUUUUGCCUACCUGGUCAAGUUUUUUUUCCCUUUUUGGAGCUUGAGCGCACUGACGGCAAUGGGCAUUCAGCUUUUUUAAUUGGAUCUCGCCAUAACCAAGCACCUACUCUCCUCUCCCUUUAAUUGCAUCGGGGUUGGCUGCAAAUUUUGGAAUUUCUAUCAGUGCCGUCGAGUUUUCUCUUCAAAGCUUCGAUCUUGACCGCGAUUACGAGAUGGGUUUCCCCCCGAUCCGGACAUAAGAAUCGAGGAAGGGUUUGCAUCAAAAUGCUAUAAUCAUCGUGAUAUUAUUAUACGAGGCGAUUGCUAUAUGGUUGCAGAAGCUGCUCGAUCUUCUGGUUACUCGAUUGCUUGUGGUGAUUUAAAGUAUUUGGUGAAAUGAAAAGUAGAUAUGAUUGGAAUGUCGAUUCGAGGACGAAUGUGUAAUCGGAGUGAGAGUUGUUUAGUUUUCUGGGUGAUUUUGCUUUCUGGGUUCUUAGUAAUAAGCUUGGAACAGAACUCAGGGAAAGAGAAGACUUCUCUCAGUCAACUUGUCGUCCCGACAAUAACACAGGUCGAGGAGCGCAUGGUAGAGUUGUUAUGGAAAAAUUGCAGGCAAGAUGUAGACUGUGUGAAGGAGGCUAUUGCGGAAUUCAGCUUAUGUUUGCCAAGAACAAAAGAAAACAGUGAGAAACUGGUUGGUAUGAGGCACUCCCAUAUGAGGCAGAUCUUUCUUGAUUGCAACGGAAAAAACAGAAAGGUGAUUAAUGUAUUUGGACAAGAAGGUGGAUUUGAGAUUCAUUACCAUAAGUACCUCAAGUUCCUUUUGUCUUUGGCCAACGCUCCAAGGAGAAGACUAGCAUCUAGCCCUGGCCCUUCCCCUUCCCCAUCUCCUGGCUUGUUUGCCUCUGCCCCCAAGCGCAGUCUGGUUCCACCUACUCGUUCAAGAGCACACUCCCCUCGGAAUUCCUUUUUUCCACCAACAGAUAAUACGAUAUCUCCCCCUCCUCCUGCUAAGAGAAACUCUUCUAGUAAUUCAACUUCUGUGACUGUUAAGCCGGGUAAAGGAGGAGAUGACCACCAGAAAACAGUCAUCAUUGCGGUUGUUGUAACUGCGGUAGUGACAUUUGUAUUCGCUGCAUUGUUCUUCUUGUGUUGCACUAGGGUUUUUGGACAUGGUUUAGGAGGCAAGAAAAAUGAUGAGCGGCCUCUUCUCAGUCUAAGCAUGAGUGAUUACUCUGUUGGCUCCUCCCCCAGCUAUGGGGGUAAUCAAUCCUUCAGUAUUUAUUCGGACCAAUGGAAAAAGCAGCACAACAAAUUUUUAGCUGAUUCGGAUGAUUCGCCGAAAGAAAGACAAUCGAAUGAAGCAGCACGUAACAGUAUGAGCAAUCAGGGUAUGCCACCUCUGAAGCUCCCACCGGGCAUGGCAGGGACAGCUUCUAACCUUUCAGGACAGCCUCUUUUGAAUCCACCUCCUGGAAAGUUGGAGCCUCUUCUUCCAGAACCACCAACUUUUCUUAAGGUACGUCCUAGUGCGGCUGCUGCUCCUCCGCUGCCACCACCAGCCCCCGUGGCACGACCGCCACCAAAGCCCUUUGCAGGUCCUACACGGCCACCUCCUCCAGCUGCUCCACCUGGUCCUCGACCACCACCUCCCCCGGCUGCUUCAGGACUCAAGGGACCUCGUCCACCUCCACCAUUGGCUCCAGGCCUUAAAGCUCCUCGACCGGCUUCUGGAUCUGUAAAUCCUUCAGAGGAUGAUGCUCCUAAAACAAAGUUGAAACCUUUUUUUUGGGAUAAAGUGCAAGCUAACCCUGACCAUUCAAUGGUUUGGAAUGAGAUAAGAUCAGGAUCCUUCCAGUUCAAUGAAGAGAUGAUAGAGUCGCUAUUUGGAUAUGCGACUGCAGACAAGAACAAAGGUGAAAGGAAAGAUUUGUCUUCGCAAUCUGCCUUACCACAAUUUGUUCAGAUUCUUGAUCCAAAGAAAGCACAGAAUCUGUCUAUCCUUCUGCGUGCUUUGAAUACAACAAGUGAAGAGGUCCGCGACGCACUUCAUGAAGGCAAUGAGCUCCCGGUAGAAUUUCUUCAGGCUCUAUUGAAGAUGGCACCAACAGCUGACGAAGAACUAAAGCUAAGACUAUACUGUGGAGAAAUAGCACAUUUAGGACCAGCUGAACGUUUCCUAAAAGCAUUGAUUGAUAUCCCUUUUGCUUUCAAGCGACUAGAGGCUCUGCUUUUUAUGUGUACUCUCGAUGAAGAAAUGACCUUUGUUACUGAAUCAUUUGCCACCUUAGAGGUUGCUUGCAAAGAACUUAGAAGCAGCCGGCUUUUCUUGAAGCUCCUUGAAGCAGUUCUUAAGACGGGCAAUCGCAUGAAUGAUGGUACAUUCAGGGGUGGUGCUCAGGCUUUCAAGCUGGACACACUGUUGAAGUUGUCAGACGUAAAGGGAACUGAUGGGAAAACAACCCUCCUCCAUUUCGUGGUUCAAGAGAUAAUCCGGUCUGAAGGUGUUAGAGCUGCUCGUACCACCAGGGAGAGCAAAAGCUUCUCUAGUGUGAAAACUGAAGAUAUUAUGGCCGAGGAAACUAAUGAAGACACGGAGGAAAAUUACCGCAGCCUUGGUCUUCAGAAAGUUUCGAGUUUGAGCAGUGAACUUGAAAACGUAAAAAAGGCUACAGGCAUCGAUGCAGAUGGCUUAACGGGGACUGUUCACAAAAUGGGUCAUGCCUUGUCGAAAUCCAGAGACUUUCUCAACUCGGAGAUGAACAGUGCAGGCGAAGAAAGUGGGUUUCACGAAGCACUGAAGGAUUUUGUCCACAAUGCUGAGGCAGACAUCAAGAAGGUGGUAGAAGAAGAGAGGAGAAUAAUGACUCUGGUGAAGAAUACGGGAGACUACUUCCAUGGGAAAGCUGGUAAAGACGAGGGCUUGCAUUUGUUUAUAAUUGUGCGUGAUUUCUUGAUAAUGUUAGAUAAGGUGUGUAAAGAAGUAAGAGAUUCAAGAAAGAGGCCAAUAAAGACGAACCAGAAGCAGAGUUUGAUAGCAUCAGCUUCCUCCUCUGACACUAGCCAGCCGCCUUCAUUAGAUCCUCGGCAAAGGCUAUUUCCAGCUAUUGCAGAGCGACGCUCAGACCAAUCUAGUAGCUCAGAUUCAGACAGCGACUAACGCAGUAUCAUCCAGUGUGAAAGGCUCCGCCUUUUCAUCGCAUAUAAGCAUACAAUCUUCUGUGUUUUAGGUGGCAGUCUCGUCUCUGUUUUUAAAACCAGAAGUAGAAGCACUGGUCGAAUGAGAGAUUUAAUGACAUUGAGGUUGAGGAACAAGGAAACCAGUUGAGGAUUAUGUCACAGUAGGAGGAGGAGUCGUUCAUCUGUUGUUCUAACAAAAUACCUGAAGGGUCAGGACAGGUGACAUGCUGCACUUUGUCUGAAUCUUCAAUCUAGUGUUUAGAAACACAUUCUUUUGUUGUAUUUUUUUUUUGGGCUCCAGGCAUGUUAUUCUCGGUGUAGGUUCUGUAUUGUAUGGUUACUUGCAUAUGGUAUGAUUAAGAAAAUGCAAUUCCUAAA
This is a messenger RNA of Tarenaya hassleriana, 3713 nucleotides long. RefSeq names its product formin-like protein 5. The record is from RefSeq and is a predicted model, not a curated record. Gene Ontology annotation, molecular function: actin filament binding. Gene Ontology annotation, biological process: actin cytoskeleton organization; actin nucleation. NCBI's taxonomy places the organism in Eukaryota, Viridiplantae, Streptophyta, Magnoliopsida, Brassicales, Cleomaceae. The coding region runs from base 565 to 3315 and encodes 916 amino acids. The transcript has 7 exons.